AUGAUCAUGUCCAGCAAUGAACAUAAACACGAACAGGAAGAACUCAAUUCUACAACACGUUUACCAUCACCCAUUCGGAAAUCGGUGUCAAAAUAUGUUAAAUGUGGACUAUCACAUACACAAAUUAAGUCAUCAUUAGUUCAAGAUCAUCCAAAUGCUCCCAUCACGGAAACCAAGUUAACUAAUUUAGUAUCGUACGAAAGUCGAAAGGAUAGACCAGAGAUUUUUUCAGUUUUCGAUUUACGAAACUGGUGUGACGAACAUAAUGAAGACAUAAACAAUAUUUUCGUAUUCUUUACCACAAAACAAUUAUUCCAGCAGAUUCGGCCCACAACAUAUCUCCAAGUUGAUGCAACGUACAAAACUACGUGGAAUGAAUUGCCACUUUUGGUUUUUGGAUCAACGGAUGCCACUCGUCAUUUCAAGCCGUUUGGUGUAGCAUUAAUUUCUCAUGAUGAGAAUGCCAAAUGUUAUAACCAAUUAUUUACAUCAAUUAAUGCGUUAGCUGCGCAAGAGUUCAAUCAACCAUGUUUAAUUGAUCACGUGAUGGCCGAUGGAGCAUUAGGUAUUACAAGUUCUCAGACAGUGUUUCCACACAGUCCUCGUAUGAUGUGCUGGUUCCACAUGAUCCAAAAAUGCAGAUUACAUCGUAAUUUAGUCACAAAAGAACAGUGGUGGAUAACAAAAUUACCCUGUUGGUACGAGGAUGCUGCAUUUGGUAAACCGUCCACGAAUAAUGGCUGCUAA
Didymodactylos carnosus is the source of this 747-nucleotide messenger RNA. NCBI's taxonomy places the organism in Eukaryota, Metazoa, Rotifera, Eurotatoria, Philodinida, Philodinidae. The record is from the annotation of a GenBank genome assembly.